CCCCGGUGGCCCGGAUCCCGGCGGCCCCGCCAGGUCUAAUCGCCUCUCUGGCUCAGAGACUUUCCGCUGUAGCUAAUAUGAUGGACGACAACACUGAAUUGAGGACUGAUGGAAAUUCCCUGCUGAAGGCUGUGUGGCUGGGGCGGCUCCGGCUGACCAGGCUGCUGCUAGAAGGGGGUGCUUACAUCAAUGAGAGCAAUGACAAAGGUGAAACUGCGCUCAUGGUGGCAUGCAUCACAAAACAUGUGGACCAGCAGAGUAUCAGCAAGUCCAAGAUGGUGAAGUACCUGUUGGACAACAGGGCGGACCCCAACAUACAGGAUAAAUCUGGCAAGACUGCACUUAUCCACGCCUGCAUCAGGAGAGCUGGGGGAGAUGUGGUCUCCCUGUUGCUGGAGAACGGAGCAGACCCUAGCCUUGAGGAUCGCACUGGGGCCUCAGCUCUGGUUUAUGCAAUAAACGCAGAUGAUAAGGAUGCAUUGAAACAUCUCCUUGACGCCUGCAAAGCCAAAGGGAAGGAAGUGAUUAUCAUAACAACAGAUAAGUCAUCUUCAGGCACCAAAACUACCAAACAGUAUCUCAACGUCCCUCCUUCACCCAAAGUAGAUGAGAGACAGUCACCUCCCAUGUGUGCCUCCCCCUCUGACAUUGAGCUGAAGGCUCCAAUCAGUGAGAAAGAGGAUGACUUCUUCAGCCUCCAGACUGGACACUCAAGUGGUGGUAACACCACGAAGGUCCUUACUGAGCCUGGAUCACCCAGUAGGAAAGUUAGCAACCUCAGGAGGGCCCGUUUGCCCCAACUGAAGAGGCUGCAGUCUGAGCCGUGGGGCCUGAUUGCACCCUCUGUGCUGGCUUCCUCCAUGCAUCAGGAUGAAACCCAGGGUACCAGCACAGACAGCGAGGUCAUUAAGAACCUCAGUGAUAUGUCCUUUCCUAAGAGGGGGCCCCUAUCCAGAACCAACAGCAUCGAUGGCAAAGACCCUGCCCUCUUCCCUACUGUCACAGAGCAGCAGAUUCUAAAGGCUGCAGCACCCUCAGCACCAACCUCUUGGAAAGGCCCGGUUCCCCAACCUCGCCUGACCUGGAGAGGAACACUCCCUGUUGACCAAGAAAGGAGUGGGGCCAACAUAUUAGGAUCCUCUUCUCUCAAAGAGCCAGCCUCCCUCAAAUGGCUGGAAAACAAUCUCUACGAUCCAGACUUACAGCCAAGCCCUGACCCAGCCAACCCUAUUCCCCUUGAGUCAGGCAAAGUCCCCUCAGACAGAAAGAAGCUCAAUGGCUCCCUCCUAUCCCUCUUCCAGGGCUCGCAGGAGUCUCUGGAGGCCAUGACCAGCACUUCCCCCAGCUCAGUGCGCCCCCCACCGCACCUUCUAGAGAGACGAGGUUCUGGAACUCUGCUCCUAGACCGCAUUGCUCACACUAGGCCUGGCUUCCUUCCACCUUUAAAUGUGAAUCUGAAUCCGCCAAUCCCAGAUAUUAGACCUGGUGGCAAACCUUCCUCCCCACUUGCUAGUGGCUUAAAAUCUAUGGUUCCUAUUGCUCCAAGCUCACCAAAGAGAGUUGACUUGAGAAGUACAAAGAAGCUCCUCCGAAGGCAUUCCAUGCAAGUCGAGCAGAUGAAGCAGCUGUCUGGCUUUGGGGAAAUCAAGACCUAGCACCUUUUAGAAUGGCUUUCCCCUCUAAGUCUGUAUGGUUUAUGGGAGGGACCAAAAAUCCGGACCUGUGAAGCCACGCUGAAGCUCUGCAUCCUAAUUAUUUACUAAGGUUGGUGUGGCCACAUCUGAGGACAUGGAGACAGGUGCUGCCUCGUUUCUGAGAUAAACAGGGAUUAUUUCAGAGAAUUUACUGCUGUAAUAAUCCCUGGGAUUGUACAGCCCUACUUGAAAAGAGCUCAGGAAAAUUAGGUUUUAGAGACAAAAUUACAAGAAAAAAAGUUCUCCGAAAGAAGAAAACCUUUGCAGUGUGGAGGUCACACAGCAAGCACAAUGUCUGAAGUUAUCACAAGAUGCCAUUUGAAGGAUGUCAUUGGUUAUCUGUAAAGUGCCUAAAAAGAAAAUAUGGCUUUCACAUUCUUUGGAAUGUGCAAAACCUCAAAGCCAACCCCUAAGCUACUACAUCUGGUUUAAUCCAAUGGAGUAGAAGCAAAAUUCUCUCAACAGAGAAGGCCUGGCCUGUGGCACCUGCCUCACUUUAUGUUGCGGGAGUCACACAGCAUGGCAGAGCUCCUUCAGCUCUCCAGAAACAGGCUCUGUGGGUGUGCACAAAGUCCCACACAUCCCUCCACACACCCCUUUCAGACUUGUCACCCACUGGAGCCACUGGGAGGAGCCCUGACCAGGAAGGAAACUUUCUCCAGUCCCUGGCCCCAACACAGGCCCUGGGUGGAAGUCUUGUGGAAAACAAAGCUAACUAACAUGGACGUGAGUGUCAUGUAUCUAUAGAACAAAAAAGCUUUUCCCAAUUAGUCUUGUGAGAACGUGAAGAGAUCUGCCUGUGUGAUGGGCAACGAAGGGUUCUGCAGUGAUGCUUCUCAGGCUGGAAGUGUGGCCUGCAGAUGUUAGGGGAUGCAAACUGUGAUUUGCCUUCCAGUGAUCUGGGUGAUUCAAGAAACGUCUGGGUUCUUCUUUGCCUGAGUUUUCUGGGUGAUGGGAGAUGUAUAGAAACAAUCUGUAUAACCCUUUUAAACACUUUGAAGAAACCCAAAGAAGGAAGCAGAUAUUUAGUACAUUUGCUGCCACAUUUUAGAGGAAAAUAUUCUUGUUUUCUUCCCAUGUAUUUCUCCUGUCAUGCAGCCCAGGUGUACUUGUUCCAUGGUUGAAAAAUCCCUAGGGAUGGAACCAUGCAGACAGAAGAGUGAUUCUUUGAGUCUGACAGGCUUGGGUUUGCACCCAGAUCUCAUCAUUUACUACAGUGUGACCCUAAGAAAGUAGCUCCCCAUCUCAAGCCUCUGUUCCCUCAUCUGUAAUAUGGGAUCAGUAAUGUUUGCUUUGCAAGACUGUGGUGAAGAUGAAGUGGCAGAGUGUAUUAAAGUGAUUUUGUGCCUGGCAUAGGUAGACGUCACAAGAUAAAAGGUAGCUAAUAUAAAUUUAUUUCUUGAAACUUCUGAAGCCUCAAAAUCUCCAUACUUAAAUGAUAAACACAAUGAGCAAAGUCUAACUGAAAGAUGCAUGACUCCUUGAGAUUCCCACAAGUUCUAUAAACCCUGAUUCCUAAACUCAUUCGUAAAGUAAGACAUUCUGCCACAUAAACUCUGCAUAUCAUGCCAAUUCUAUAAAGACAUUUCCUAGAAAUAGAUCUAAAUAACCCCAACAAAAAUCUUAUAAAGUGCUUAUUUUUGUGGUUCCAUUAGGACAAGCUCUCAACGUCAGUGCCAUUGACAGUCGAGGCUGGGUGAUUUUUGCUGAGGUGAGGAUAUCUGCCCUGUAUAUUGUAGGAUAUUUAGCAGCUCACCAGAUGAUAGGAAUACCUUGCUCCUCACUGUGACAACCAGAAUGUCUCCAGACCUGGCCGGGUGUCUCUUGAGGGCAACAUCACCUUGGCUGGUCACUGUGCUCUAGUGAACAGCUGUGCAAAUAGUAGAAAUGUGCCAAGAACCACAGAGUCAUCUGGACAUGUGGCCUUCGGGACUCUUGGCAAAGAGACACAACACAAGUACUGAAGGUCUCUGUGCCUUGCAGGAUAGGUGGAAAAUGAGAAGAGAAGCACAUAAGGUGGUAAAAAUGUACAGCUCAGGAAUUUGGCUCAAUGUGGACACCCAUAUGGUUCUCAGAACCACUCAGUUGUUACCAGAUCUUACCACAUAGACCCAAUUAUAGGUAAAGAAACAGCUUGCAUCAUUAAAGAGAGAAUUGUUCAAUCAUUGCUUUCAGCAGCUCUCUCUCUCACACACACACACACACACAUACAGAACAGCACAUUUUAAGUAUUUUUCCAGCUAUUGUCAGUGCCAAUUAAAACUACCCUGCUAUGGGGAUAGCAAGACCCAGCAUAGGAACAUUUUGUGUAGGAGCCAAGACUUGGAAGGCUGAUUUGUCUGCAGUAGAACUUGGUGCAUUUGUUGUGAUUAGCUCAGGCAAAGCACCAGGCAUGCAGAGCUGUUCUGUUAUGGUGGCCGGUCCACCAAACAGAAGCAAAGCCAAUGUCAAGAACUCUUCUGCCACUCCCUGCCUGCAUCUCAACAUGACCUGCCCAAAGGCCUUUCUCUGGCAGACACCAGGACGGCCCCUUCUCUCAUCACCUCUUGAAGAUGCAUUAGCUGAAUUAGAUUUGUUCUACACUAGUACAAUGGCCAAAAUAUCUUGUCAUGGUUUAUGCAUAAAUAAACAAUUUUGUCCACAUCAGUGAGUCUCGCAGAGUGCUUUUCAAAAGCAUAUUUUAGAUUCAAACAUGCUUUCUAGAUCAGAGGUUAGCUUUUUAUUUUAGAAUCCUAGAGUCACUGUGUAAGUUAGCUGCAAGCUAUAGUUUCAGUGAUCUAUCCACUUAAGAUUUUUAGACUGUUUAUUAAAAUAUAAUCCCGAAUGUGAGCCUAAUGUUUAAAGCCUGGUACUUUGGUUUAACUUCUAGACAUUCCAAAGCCUUUAAAAAAAAACCCACCAACCCUUGUAGAUUCUCUUGGGACUUUCAUGCAGUGGCCAGCCCCGAGCAUAUGCUGGGCCCUGGACCUCCUCCCUGUGUGUCGGUGCUUUGGCUCCACACUCCUUGUGCUGCUGGUUGGUCCUCUGCAGUGCCCCAUCCCAGUCUUAAGCCGAAGAUGUGCUUAAAGAUGUGUCAAAGUCCAUGUAAUGAAACUAAUAUUUCAAUAAAAGAUCUAUU
Molecule: messenger RNA, 4812 nt
Organism: Fukomys damarensis (Damara mole-rat)
Lineage: Eukaryota; Metazoa; Chordata; Mammalia; Rodentia; Bathyergidae
Gene: Ankrd34c
Product: ankyrin repeat domain 34C
Exons: 2
Coding region: 78-1655 (525 amino acids)
Molecular function (GO): protein binding
Source: RefSeq, a predicted model, not a curated record